Messenger RNA from Zea mays, 1151 nucleotides. RefSeq lists its product as uncharacterized. The transcript has 3 exons. The record is from RefSeq and is a predicted model, not a curated record. Gene Ontology annotation, biological process: xylem development. Lineage: Eukaryota; Viridiplantae; Streptophyta; Magnoliopsida; Poales; Poaceae. Bases 86 to 781 code for a protein of 231 amino acids.
CGUGUAUAUAAAGGGACAGCAACACCUCACCUCGACGACCCCCGCCCCACCACCUGCGCGCCUUUUGCUUCCUCAACCCCUCAUCAUGGACAUGGAGGAGGAUCCAGCAGGCGGCGAAGACCUCUCUUCCACGGCCGCCAGCGGCCACUCCUGCUCCGGUGACGACGGCGAGGAGAGUGGCUGGACGUCCUACAUCGACUACUUCAUGGAGACGCAGCAGCGACGACGACGCAAGCAGGGGGACGUGAGCCGUGCUGCUGCUGGUGAUGGUCCAUCCACCGACGACGAUGCUGGGCGCCGCCGCAGCUCUACGGCGGAGUGCAGUAGUGGCGCUGGAGUGGGAGCCUCGUCGUCAUGCCUGGCGCCACCGGUGCUCGUCGACCCGCCAGUAGUGGUGGUGUCGAGAAGGUUGAGCCUCAGGGAGGGCUGGAGGAGGAAGAAGGUCCUGCACGAUGAGUCCUUGGAGGAUACCGCCACGUCUCCUAUCAGUAGCCCUAAGUUGAUUGAGUUGAGGGAUCCCGACGACGCGACCCACCACCAGACGAAAACGAGUUGCUGUGCUGAGAUUUCGCGUUCUAAGCGGAAGAACAGUACAGGCGGUGAUGUAAACAACGGGGCAAACACAAGAACAGACACGGCGGCGGUCAAGGAAGACAGUGCAGCAUAUAGCAACGACGAUGAAGCUGAGGAAGAAAUAAGCAGGCCUAAUUUGGUCGGCCCGGCCUAUGCCUGCUUCUCGUGUAUAGCUGAUGGCGAUGCCAACAAAUUCAUUGGUUGCUAGCUGAAAACAACAACACCCUACGUACGUACACACAUGCAUAUAUACAUGUAGUACACACUGGCACACAUGAGAAAAUUAAAGGUAGCAGCUAGAGAGUCUUGUGAAGGUUAGCCAUUCCGUUCCUGUUUGUGAAAAGGGUACAAAAGCUACUAGCUUUCACUUCACACAUGAGAGAAGAAGCUAAGGAGAAGAGGUACAGGCUGCUGUGGGUGGGUUCGAUGGUAGGUGAGACAUCGCAAUGCUAUGUUAGAUAUGGGGUCUAUUCCAUCUAUCUUGUGACCAAGAUUGUUAUCAUCAGUUACACUCUUCUGUUCUGUUCAUGUGCAUGCCUGAGAGCUAGCUAGUUGUUGAUCUAUCUAUCUGUUCCUUA